AUAAAAUGAAAUUAAGAUCAAUAAGCACUAUCGAUCAUCCAAAAGAAUUCUUGUUUCCCAUUGAACCAGAUCUUUCAGCCUCUAUGACUGUACAAAAUUCAAAAAUUUAUCAAAUGUAUUAAAAAAACAAGUAGGCAACUCCAAAUAAACAUCCAUUACAAGCUUAAUUUAAUUUUACUAAUACUUCUAGAUUAGAAAAUAAUAAUUCAAUAUCACCAUUAAGAUUAUAUCCAGAAAAAACAGAACUUAUUAAUUUAUCUUCUAAAAGAUCUUUAACUCCUACUUCUUAACCAUAACAAAUAAAAAUUAAAGGACUCACUGAAAAAUUUAAUGAAACUUAAUUAAAAAGGACUUUAAGACAUCAAGGAGUAGGAAUUGUUUAUUGUAGACAAAAUUACAAUAAGAUUAAUAAUAAAGGAGAUGGAACUGGAGAAAUCAUGCUUGAAGGUAUUCAAAAUCUCCAUGAUGUUAAAAAGCGACUCAAAACCUUUGGAUUAGAAUUAGAAAAUGAAGGAAUUUAACAUGGAGUUAAACAUAUGAUCUCUGAAAAAUUUGCAAAAAUCUUAUAAACUGAAAGAAAUAAAACAUCUAGAAAUCAACACAAUUACUUUAGAGCAUGA
Messenger RNA from Paramecium primaurelia, 620 nucleotides. Lineage: Eukaryota; Ciliophora; Oligohymenophorea; Peniculida; Parameciidae. The record is from the annotation of a GenBank genome assembly.